UUCGACUCUUUCCCUGUGUUAAAUGUUAAGUUAUAGUUUUUACAGAAACCUCCAAAAGAUAAAGCACUUGAAAACACAACAAAACAAGAAAGAAAAAGAAAACAAGGGCAGAGCAUGAAGUUUAAUUUUCACUUUCUAAAUCUCUGUGAUACUCACGUGACUGCCUCCAAGUGUCCAUAUAAAGCGCAGUGGGGGAACAGAUCAAGCAUUCUAGGCAGAAUUUUUAUGCUGUAACUUCAUCUGCUCUCAGCUUUGCAAAGAUGACAGAUCAAGGAAAGACUUCAGCUGCCUCUUCAGAGGAUUUUCAAACAACUAAGCCCAAGACUGUGUCUGACCAGGGAAAAGAAGAAUCUGAAGAGGAAUAUGGGCCCCAGCAAUACAAUCUGAUUCGAAGUGAUUUUGUCCAGAAGCUGAAAGAAAAAGGGGAACAGCCUUACCCACACAAAUUCCAUACAGAUACUACACUUGGUGAAUUCAUUGCCAGAUUCAGCGACCUCAGAAAUGAAGAGCAACUUCCUGACAAACAGUUAUCUCUGGCAGGACGAAUUCAUGCCAAGAGAUCUGCUGGUGCAAAGCUCUUCUUCUAUGAUCUCCGGGGAAAUGGACUUAAAUUACAAGUUAUGGCCAAUGCUAAAUUUUUUAAGUCUGAAGACCUUUUCACCAAGACCAUAGAUAAGCUGCGGCGAGGAGACAUCAUAGGAGUUUUGGGAUAUCCUGGGAGAACCAAGCAUGGAGAACUUAGCAUCAUAGCUACAGAAAUAACUCUGCUGUCACCAUGCUUGCAUAUGCUGCCUCAUCUUCAUUAUGGAUUCAAAGAUCAGGAAACCAGAUAUCGUCAACGUUACCUAGAUUUGAUCAUGAAUGAGAACGUGAGGCAGAAGUUUAUUACGAGGAGUAAAAUUAUCACUUACUUACGAAACUUCCUGGAUAACCUUGGAUUUCUUGAGGUGGAGACUCCCAUGAUGAACAUGAUACCAGGUGGUGCAGCAGCCAAACCUUUUAUCACACAUCACAAUGACCUCAACAUGGACUUGUACAUGAGGAUAGCUCCUGAACUAUACCACAAGAUGCUAGUAGUUGGAGGUCUGGAGAGGGUAUAUGAAGUUGGACGUCAGUUCAGAAAUGAAGGAAUUGAUCAAACCCACAAUCCAGAAUUCACUACGUGUGAGUUCUACAUGGCUUAUGCAGAUUACAAUGAUCUCAUGGACAUCACUGAACAGCUGCUGUCAGGCAUGGUGAAGCAUGUGACAGGUGGCUACAAGAUCACUUACCAUCCAGAUGGCCCUGAGGGAAAGGCAGUAGAAAUUGACUUCACUCCUCCUUUUAAACGAGUCAGAAUGAUGGAAGAAUUGGAGAAAAUCACGGGAGAAAAAAUGCCAGCACCAGAAAGUCUGGAUACUGAGGAGGCCGAAAAGUUCCUUGACAAGCUAUGUGCGAAGAAGGGAAUCCAAUGUAGUUCUCCUCGGACUGCAGCAAGACUUCUAGAUAAGUUGGUAGGUGAGUUUAUUGAAGUUUCCUGCAUCAACCCCACAUUCAUUUGUGACCAUCCCCAGAUCAUGAGUCCUCUGGCUAAAUGGCAUCGUUCAAAGAAAGGCCUGAGUGAACGUUUUGAACUCUUUGUGAUGGAGAAGGAGAUUUGCAAUGCUUACACCGAGCUCAAUGAUCCAAUGAGGCAGAGAGAGCUUUUUAAGGACCAAUCGAAGGCUAAAGCAGCAGGUGAUGAAGAAGCCAUGAGUAUUGAUGAAAACUUCUGCACAGCAUUGGAAUAUGGACUUCCUCCUACUGCUGGCUGGGGGAUAGGAAUUGACCGUCUUGCCAUGUUCCUCUCCGACUCCAACAACAUUAAGGAAGUGCUAUUCUUCCCAGCGAUGAAGCCCAUUGAAAACAAACCUCAGUCAGAGAAACAAGAGAAGUGAAGUGCAGUUUAGAGGUAAAGGGCGAAGAACUAACCUCAUGUCAGAAUUUCACAUGGAAAUUUACAAGAACGUUGAGACAACUUGUUAAAGAAAAAUACAUUAAUACAGAUUACUCUACUGCAAAAAUGUGGCAUUUUACUAGCUAGACUAACAACACAAUGACACAUUUUGUAAAUGGAAAGUACUGUAUAGGGGAAAACUCUUUUCCAAGGUAGAAUGCAGUCAUGCCAGCUGCGUGUGCCUAAUGUUUUUCCUUUGCUGUGGCUAUCUGCUCUGUCCUAGUACAUAUAAUAAAACCCUUGGAGAGCAGGUCUCUUGUAAAUGUCAAUACUGUGCCUGCUCAUAAGAAUGGAACAGAUAGGCACAAGCAGGGAAACAUUAUAUGCCACUCUGAAGCUUGCACAUGAACAUUAUGUCUUAAUGGUUUACUUUUUAUUGCUGUCGUGAUAAUGUAAGAGUGAUUUGAAGAUUCUGAAAUAAAGCAGAAUGUUAAAAGUUGGGGAGAUGGUGUGAAAGAUGCUUACUGCAUUACUUUCAGUGAAGUGACAUGAGAGAUGAAUUUGGACCAUUGCCUUUAUUCUUGAAAGUGACCCUUUCAAAGAUUGACAAGCAGGUAUUUUUACCUACCAUAGCAGUCAUUAAAGUUACCACAUGGUGGAAUCUCAACUUCCAUAAUUAUCUCCUAUACUUGGAAUAGGAAAGCUAUAGAAACAGCUGGCAAAAGUUCAAUUUAAUGGCUUCUGCUAUAGGUAAAAUUGAAUUGUGGGGUUCUUAGCCUUGACGAGCUUCCUUUAAGGAACAAAGGAAAUGAGUCCAACUUCUAAGGAUUAAGUCCAAUAAAGGAAAUUACUUCAACUACCUUCUCUCUCUAAUAUUGUGGGAUCAACAUGGCUACAACAAUCCUGCAAACAACUUAUUCUUUGUCAUUCCACUGAAGUUCACGGAUGUGAAUUUGGUUUGGUCAGUGUUGGUUGAUAUUAUUAACCUUGUAAUCUGCCUCUUGUCUUCAACAUAACCAAACUCUAUUUCAUAUAACUAAGUAAAGACUGAAAUGCUUUAGGGUUAAUCAGAUUUGUAUCAAUAGCUGCACACCUAUGAUUUGUGUCCAUUAUUUUCUAUUAGCAAUAUACAAUAUAUAUAAUUGUUGUGAUGGAUGUGGGGGUUGCUAUGUAUUAAUUCAUGAAUGCUAUAUGGUUGUGCAAUUGCUGUAAGGGAUGUUUUCUGACUAGUGUUAAGUCAAAAGGGGCUGUUAAUUUCAUUUCCUGCUUGUUUUUGCUAUAACUAAACAUAAAAUACCUUCCAGUAAAUCACUUCAGGAUUGUUAAGAGAAUGGGAACUGGGCUAACAACUGGGAAGACCUACCUGCCUUGGCUCUAUGUUAAGAGACUUAUCAUGCCUAAUCUUAAGGACUAGGACUCUAAACAAUUGGGAUUUGCAAAGGUAUUUAGCUACUUGACCUCCAUUUGGUAUUACCUAAAUACCUUUUUGAAUUCCACCCUUAGUCACUCUCUAGAAAGAGAGGUGCGGGGGGAGUCCGUUUCAGGGGAAUGGCUACCAAAGACACUUUACAGAGGGAAUCUGAAGAAGUUGGGCUUACUUGGCUACCAAUACAGGAAUAGUAAGCUCGAGGUAGGUAAUCAAUUUAAAAAUCCAUGUUCAAAGAUUGAAUGGUCACUGUGUAUGUACCACUGGCCACAGCUCCCUUAGCACAGAACUGCAGGAACUGAAUUUAAGCUGGGUUUGCUGAGCUAAUCCUGGUUAGCAAACAGGGAUCUGUAACACAGGUCCUGGUCUAGAAGUGGGAGAAUCACAUAACUAUAGCUAGAGAGAGGUGAAAGUUUGAGGCUUGUCACCUUUGGGGUGCACUGAGACCCAGAGAGGGACGGGGAGACAUCUAACCCUGCAACUGUGACAAAUGUAUAUAUUUCAAUAAAUAGAUACAAACCUGGAGAUACUUUUUUAGUUGUGUACGGGGAAAUUUUGGCAAACUAGUAAAGUGCCUGAAACCACUAUGGCUUAUUGCUAAAAGCAGCCUACUCAGCAGUCUCAGCUUAACCAACGUAGGAGGGGGUGGGGGUGUUGGGUGCCAGAGAAAGGGCAGCUUGACCCUACAUCCUUCCUGAUAAGAAUUGUGUUGAAGUUGCUGAUACAUGCAUUUUAAAAGAGCAGGAUGUGCCACAGGAAAGUCUAUUGGGAGCUCAAGGCUACAAACUCUGGAAAAACCCAUAGCUGGUUAAUCAAUAAUCAGAAGGAACCUCUUGCUUGACCAUUGAAACUGCUUACUUAUCAAAUUUUCUUUAAGGGACAUGUCAUUCCAUUACUAAUGUAUAAAUAAGGGGGAAAGUUUGAGUAGUUGGACUCGUUUGGGACUCUCCCUCUGGAUACAGCUUGCGGUCCCCACCAGCGGACGGAUUUGGUCACCGGAAGCCUGCUGCUGUGUCACUCGAGAGCCACACUCAGCGUGUAAUUAUCAAGGGUUGCGGGUGUUUUACUAACCUGUUGCGGAUGUGUGUAAGUGCUUGAGACUAAGUAAAGUUUAGCUUUAAGUGAAAGCACUCUUGUGUUGUCCUGUUUGUGCCAGGCAUCUAUCGGACAGCCACGUCUCCCCUGAUUUAUUUCCUGACACCACCUCACACAGAGUAAAAGUUACCAAGAGCUUUGGAUUGAGAGAACCCAGGGUAACAGACCUGCCUGAGGUUUUGUUUUGCUGUGGAGUUUAUAUAUCAUGACUAUUAAAUCCUCCCUUUUUGUGAGCUGUGGACAUUAUAAAAAUAGCCACAUCAGUCAAUAUAUUUGUUCAGUAUCGAUUUCUCUUUAUUUUUCUUGAGACUUUCAACCUGUAUUGUCAUGCCAAAAGGAAUAUAUACAACUUCUGUAGGAAAAAAACAGAACAUUAGGGGUUGAGGUAUAACCAUUGAUUUAACUUUUAAUUUGUUAAAAUAAAUCUUAAGAAAAUAGCACAUCGCUUAAUAAAGUCUGAUUUUUUUUUUCAUUAAACUAUUUUGGACUUUAUCUUUAAAAAAGAACAGGAGUACUUGU
Molecule: messenger RNA, 4955 nt
Organism: Malaclemys terrapin pileata
Lineage: Eukaryota; Metazoa; Chordata; Testudines; Emydidae
Product: lysine--tRNA ligase-like
Exons: 15
Coding region: 261-1916 (551 amino acids)
Biological process (GO): basophil activation involved in immune response; diadenosine tetraphosphate biosynthetic process; lysyl-tRNA aminoacylation
Cellular component (GO): mitochondrion; cytosol; cytoplasm
Molecular function (GO): ATP binding; tRNA binding; lysine-tRNA ligase activity
Source: RefSeq, a predicted model, not a curated record